ACUGCUAUCUGUGUUCUCGCAUUGUGGAUUGUCUAUUGUCUGCCUUUUCUCUGCCUCUGUAAAUAAACCUCUGUUUGCUGUUUCGUCGGCUUCCCUUCCACGCAUAACAGAAUAACGGACCCCCGAAAGGGAAUAUAAGGACAAAAAGAGAAAAAAAAAAAAAAGAAAAAAAAAAGGACACGAUCGGAUUACCGCCGUGGUCCCGGCGUGAUUUGCACUUUGGCAAAAGGAUUCAAUUUGCCGCAAUGAAGCAGCCGCCAAGCUCCGCCUCUGGGAAAACCCAGAAAUCCGCAGCGCCAUGCCCCUAUGUCGACGUCAUGGAUUUCUCGACUCGCUUCUCCAGCAACAGAGCUGAAUGGGGUGGAUUUUUGCGGAGCGUGGAGCGGUAAGUGGAGUCAAAUCCGUCCAGCUUUCCGACGGAUCGCAAGGAUCGCAUUUCACAUUUCUCUACUGACGGGGGAAACCCUCAUUCUCACCAGAGAGUUGUGGAACGCGACUGGAGGGGAGUUCGGCUCAUGCGCCCGGUUCCUCCAGCUUCUUACCAGGGAACUCGGGAUGAUUACGGCUGAUCUCCAUCUCCUCUCCCCCACUUCCGAGAGCGCCGUUCUGCACCAGAGUUUCCAGGAGAUCUCUGCCCUGCUUCAGGCCCUCCAGGAAAGCUCCACUCCGCCUCAGGUUCUCCAAGGGAUCUCCACUGUGCUCCAGGCCAUCCAGGAUGGCGUCGUCCCACUACAGGACCUCCAGGAGCUCUCCUCCCUGCUCCAGAACCUCCGGGAUGGCUCCGCCCGCUCCAUGGCCUCAAGGAGAUCUCCGCCCCGCUCCAGGACCUCAAGAAGAGCUCAGCUCCGCUCCAGGUCCUCCAGGAGAGCUCAGCUUCACACCAGGUCCUCCAGGAGAGCUCAGCUCCGCUCCCCGAAAGCUCCUCUCAGUUCCAGAGCGGCCCCAAGAGCUCUGUUCCACUCCAGAGAGUCCCCGAGAGCUAAAGGGAAGACGAACCGCUGCCCCCGGGCUCCACUAAAGGCGACGGCUCGCCCCACAGUCCCUCAGAAGGCAAAGUCACACCUCCGAGUCCCUCUCUGGGUGAUGCCACGUCUCAGAGCUCCUCUCCAGGCAAAGUCAGGUCACAGAGCUCCACUCCGGGCGACGUCUCACUCCCGAGCUCCUCCCACGGUGACGUCUCGCUCCCGAGCUCCUCCCACGGUGAUGUCACGCUCCCGAGCUCCUCCCACAGUGACGUCUCGCACCCAAGCUUCUCCCACGGCGAGGUCUUGCUCCCGAGCUCCUCCCUCGUCUAUCCAUUCCAGGUCACCGGGGUGGUCGCCGCGCCAGUUCGGGUUUUCAUGGUGGAAAGGGCUCCGUUCUGAGCCUUCGUGGGGGAGGUCGAUCCGUUCCUGGUUUCCGUGGUAGCCGUCUCUCAGCUCCGGACCACCGCCGGAGGGCGUCUCUCUGCCUCUGCUCUCCUCCGUGGAUGGCACUCGUCCACGCUUUCCCAAGUGCUCUGAUGGAUAAUCUAUUGUCUGCCUUUUGUUUGCCGCUGAAAUAAACCUCUGUUUGCUGUUACGUCGGCUUCCGCCUCCCUUCCACGCAUAACAGCUACAUUGUUAGCGUUAUUGUGUUGCGUGAUCUUGUGCUAAUGUAAGUUUCAUGCAGCACCACGACAUGGAUGUUAUUCCCUUAAUUUAGGCAUUUUCUUUUUGUAAUCAUCGUCCUUAUCGAUCCCAAGACUGAACUCUAGGAGAAAUUGAUUUCAAAUGCACUUUUAAUAGUGCAUGAAAAAGACUAUUCUACUGUUUUAUAAUUCUUUUCUAAGAGAGUCAGAGAUUCAUGUAAGACCUGAGACAGAGCUUGACUUGGGUUUUUUCUGGGGGGGGAGAAAAGAAAAAAAAAAGUCUCCUGGGCAUUUGCAUUUCCUCUGAACAAAAAUCCUUCUGAAGCCUGAGAAGAAAGUAAAUGUGAUUGACAAUCUUUCUCAUCCUUGCUCAAUCAUACAAAGGUAUUGAUUCGGUUGCUCAGGCCUCAGCAAAGGGAAUUAAAUACAGUAACUCAUCAAAGUUGACUGUGACUAUGUGAAAACUCUCAAUCCCCGCUCGGAAAGUCCUUCCUUCAGCCUAGAGGUCAUCAGACUUGCAUUUUUAAUCCACCAUUAACAUAAAGCCAUAAAUCAUUUCUGAAAAGAAGCCAACUUGGAAUUACGAUGACCUUAGAAACAUGGUGACCUACACGGACUGAGCUAAAAGAAACAUGACGGCAAGGCAUGGGUGAAGAUGGUAGGGGAAAAGAAAAGGUUCGCAACCCUGCCCUGUCUGACACAGCAGUUCCUGAAUAGAUACAAGCCCCGUAAAUGGCACGUUUUGAUGACGCGAUUGCUGGCAAGAUGUUUAGAAGUUGAUGAGUGGAAGGCGUCUCCGGCGUGCCUGCAAGUCUUUGAGACCUUUGAAUCUCUGAAGUUACUGACACUGAGCCCUUGAGAUCUGGACUCUGGAUCAUCGGAAGCCUGAAGUGAACUGUUUUAUCAUAUUAAUCUGAAGAAUCUGUGCCCUUUCGACCCCUUCUCUUUUUUCUUUUUUUUUUUUGCAUUAAACUUGCAUCUGUGGUGAAAUACAGCUGAGACCAGACCACUUCAAGAUUGUUUGUUCAUUAACAGGAAACUAAUGGGUUUUUGCUGAUGUUGUUGUUGUUGAUGAUGUCCUUAACUAUUAAUUAAUAAGAUUAAGAUAGCUAAUAAUACAUUUUUGUCUUCCUGUCAGUAUGAAUCCUGUGUGAAACCCUACUGCUAGAUGGACUUUAUUAUAAACAUUUAGCUGCAGUGGAUCAGGGCAAAACCAAUGCCCAUCAGUGAACAGCUCAUAUCUUCAACAACGAUGGAUCUGUAAUAAAUCUACGUUUGGUGAUAACUACGUCGAUGGAGUCCCUUUUGAGUCUGGUUCUUCUGAAGGUUUCUUCCUUGCUACUGUUGCCAUUGGCUAACAAUGCAUUUGAGUAUCACACCUCUAAAACCUGCGUGCACGGUCAACUUCCUGCCAAUCGACCAAUCAGAGAUGAGGAUAUGGGCAUGGUUAUGAAACCAGGAGGUGGGUCCUGUGCAAGGUGGUCUAAGGAAAAUGUACUUCGUGGUGCAGAAACGCAUCGGAUGAUAAAAAGGAUGGGGGAAAAAAAAAAAGGAAGAAAAGGAGCUUUUCAUAAAGCUACAGCUAAUUAGCGGAGCACACGCCUCAAGUUUCAAAGCAACUGCUCUUUACUGAUGAACUGUUCGGAGCGCUCGUAUCAGCACGGAUCGCCGCCUAAACAACUGGGGGAAGAAAGCAGCAGCUUUGGCCAACAGCAGGAAGUCUUGUUUGUUCCUCAACCAACUCCACACCUGCUGGCACUAAAUGUGUUCGCCCCGCUAAUCGUUCCUCCUCCCUGAGAUAACGGCGAGCACACGCAGGUUUGCUUACCCGCCGGGCGAAAACGGCGGCAGAGCGAGGAUCAAUCUGCAUGCCCAGUUUUUCAUAUUCAUGCCAAAAAUUCACAGUUUAGCAAACAAAAAGAAAAAUAAGGGAGAAAACAGACACUGAAGAACCAUUGCAUGAAUUAACAUUAAAUUAACAUUUUGGAGAAUUUGAUCAACAAAACUCUCGUACAUCUCGUGCAUCCCUUAGCAGACAUCCACUUCAUUUCGGUUCGGAAAAUGCGUCAACAGUUUCCGCCCAAUCAGAUAAGGGAAUUCUGCAAGGCUGUGAUUAUUCACAUGGCCCCAGAAGAAAGCCUCAAAUUUGACAGCGCAUUUAAAGGCGGAAGACAGAAACAGACAUGAAGACACGACCGAACCGAGUUCGCAAGAUGAAAACAUGUACGUUUGCUGAUACACAAUGUUAUUGGUACUAAUCGACUGUUGCAGCAUUCCUUCAAACACUUCUCUGGAUCUGUAGAAACCUGUAGGACCAGUACACAUGAACUCAAUGGGCUCCUGAUAAGUAUAACACACAUCAUAUGCUCUCCUGCACAGAUGUUGAAAUGAUGACUGUAUUCACUACAAAACAUUUCCCCACCAGAUGGAUAUUUGGCUUAAAUGUAAGCAUGCAUGGCUAAGUGAUGAUUGUUUAAAUGUUUUUAAACUUAUAGGUCUCGAAACUGGUAGUCAACCCCUUCCAUCUGAUCAGACUCCAGAAAUACAGUACUUAGUUGUAUCAACUUCUGCUUUUAGUUAUUAAUUGUAUAUUUUUUUGUUUCCCAGAGGUAACUCUGAACACGGUGAUGGAGCUCCACAGAACGAAGUGCUAAAAGAGGUUUGAGAGCAGCCGCUGUCUGCGCUACAGCAUAGAUCCUUUCAUUAAAGAGAGAACACUAGGGACACGCGCUGAUGAGGAUGGAUGUCUGGCCGGCAGGCAGGACGAGAGCUUCUCAACUAACCUCCAAAACAUGCCCGGAGUGUCAAGAGCAAUCUCGUGUCGACUCGAGUAGGGAACAUGAGUAAACCUGCGCUAAUUUCCUGAAAGAAAAGAAGAAAACCAGGAAAAGUUCCGAUUCAGGUGCGCCUAUGGUUUGGAUCAGUGGCUCCGGAGUGAUUAUAAAGCCUCCUGUGAGAGGUUCAGCCCCCAUGCAAUUAAAUCGUGCUGUUGGCUUAUAAAUGAGGAAAUCGUCAGAGUCUGGUUUUAAAAAGAAGAGUCAGGAAUUUGCCUUGGGCGCUUUUCACAUGGUUCAUUACUUCUCUACCAUGUGCCGUGAGUGGGAAAUGGAAGCUCAUAUAGGCUUUACUACUUGAAGGAUAAAGGAAAUGCUGGUGCAUCAGUCAAAACAAAAACAAGGCAAGAUUUGAAAAGUCAUGGCUGCAUUAGACAUAUGAGGUAUUAAAUUGAACACCAUAUUUGCCUCCAUAAUGUUACAUAUAUACUGCAUACAGUUUGUUUCUUCACUAGUUGGAGAUUUCUUUCUGAUCUUGCAUUCCAGUUCCUCCCAAAGCAGUUCAAUAGGAUUCAGGUGCAGUGACUGGGCAGGCCAUUUAAUGAGCCAGAUGCCACUGAUGUAAAUAAAAGAUUAGCUUUUCACAAACACUGUAUAUGUAAUAUUGUGAUAUAGAAACAUUUACUCCUUAAAAUCUACUGUGCAUUAUUAACAAUAUGUUUUGCAACAUCUUGCUGAUCCUGACAAAUGCGCAAUAAUAGCUUCAAAGUAAACGCGUGUUGAUUAAGGAUCCUGCUUUCCGUACUUUCUCUGGAGGCUUUGGAAAGCUUGGGGUGCACCUUCAUGCAGCAAGCUGCAUGAUUUAACCUGCUGCUGUAGCACCGUUGCAAUUUGGGUCGAACAGAUGCUGGGUUUAAUGGAGCGCCCUGGCCAGUCUUCUCCUUCCCAAAAGUCUUCAAAUGAGCUCUGCAGGUAAUGUAGCAUGGACGGAAAUGCUUCUGCUUCCUGCUUCUGAAAGGAAAUAUGUUGUAAGGCAAAACAUGCAAAACAUAUGCUCCUAUGCACGUGCCCUUGCCAUGAAAAACCCUCGUCAUUGCACUUCCAAAUGGAUCAGAAAGAAACCCGACAGAAUUCAAUGCUACCAAUUUUAUCGUGUGGAAUUGUAGAGUAUAUGAUGCAUAUUUUUGCACUCAAAUACAUAAUGAUUUAACUUGUAUUAAAGUUACACACUGUGCCUUUCCCUCAAACAUUUCUAUAUAUAAUUUACAGUUUAUUCUACUAGUUUUGGUAAUACUGGUUGUUCCAGGGCUGAUUAAGGGGAGUCACAGCAGUACUUAUGCAACCAGGAAAUUUCUUAUUUGUGAGAUUUUUGCAGCCCCAUUUCAUUAUUAAAGAUCUACUUUGUGUAAAUGUGUCACAUAUAAUCCCAAUUAAAACCAUUUCAGUUUUCAUAGUAAAUGAAGUUCAAGGAGGUGAAUACUUCUGCAAGGCACUGCAUGGAUAAAAUAAGAAUUGAGACGUCAGAUUUGUGUAUGGUGAUACGAUUGAGUCAUUUAUAGUGCAUAAAUAAUUGCCUUUGAAAGAGUACUGAUUUUUGUAAUUCAGAUUUUGCUUGAAGCUGGAACAGGAGAUGUGUAGAUUAACGUUCAGCCCAGUCCACCACGCCAAUGUUUCUCUAUGCCUUAAGAAGAGAGCAGGUAGGUACUGUCAGCACACGCUCAGUACCCUGAACGGCCCAUUUAUCAUUCAAGGGCUGGUAUGAUACUAUUAUUUAUAAUGAGUUCUCCAGGACACAGUGAUCUUCAGGAUAGAGCACUGUGCACAUUCUGGUUUCUCAGUAAUAAUAUAACAUGUUGAAUUGUUGUCUAAUUAGUUUUAAUGAAGUAGGAAAGAGGGAGAGGAAAGACUUUUAAUAGCUGCUACUCCAUAAGCAGCUUCAUUGCCAAAUUAUGCGAAAGGAGAACAAUCAAUUAGUCAAAUAAAUAAGAAAGGCCUUAAUCAUUGCAGAUUCACCACCAUGCUUUUAUCACUGGUAAAAAAAAAAUGUGUUUGUUGAAGAUGUUGUGCCAGCAGUGAGCGGGUAGAGGUGGAGGGCGGAGCCGGACAGAAUGAGCGGUAAGAAACACCAGCAGCUGAUGAGACUAAUAAGUGCAUUUGGUUUCAUCCAGCGACGCCAAUUAAGAGGAGCGAGACACCAGCCUCAGGGAGAGACACCAAGCAGAGACAAGCGGGAGAAUCGGCGAAUGGUGACUAAGCACGGGCAGGCGCCGGAGAAAGACUACUGCCCAGCGAGUGCACUUGGGCGGAUGCUAGUAAAAGGUGUGCCAGUCUGUGUGGAAAAUCGGGCGAGCACUGAGGAGAGAAAGAGCGAUGAUCCGCGAGUGAGACGGGCGGACAUCAAAGAGAAAAGGCGCCCAGAACCGCGAGUGUGUGCGUGAGCCCCAGCGUGUGUUCUGGAUAGGAAAGCACCAGGUGAAAAUUAAAGUAAAUAAAGAAAGCUCUGCUUGGUGAACUUAGUUUGUCUCUUUUUCUUUGCCACGGAGGGAGCAGGAGCAGGCCAAGGAGGAGUGCUGCAGCCGACGCUGAGCGAGAUGGGACCAGUGGCGAAAAUGGCCACUCCACCAUCUGCCACGCCUCUCCUGGGACGUCCAGAUGCUGCUGUACCCAGGGACAGGCAGCUUCUCUCCCUCUCUUCCAUUCCUCCUCUCCUUCUCCACUGACCAUCCCCACCCAUUCACCAGCUCCUCUGAAUCUGGGAGCACUUUCCACCACCUUCUGCCUCUUAUGCCCGGUGGGCAUUGUGGGGUCCGGUGACGCCAAUAAAGAGGAGAGAGACACCAAUCUCCGGAGAGAAAGCCACCAAGCAAAGAUGAGAGGAAAGGCAGCCGAAUGGCAACUGAGUGCAGACAGGCACCAGUGAAAGAAGGUAAAUGGACUCGUGUGGAUGCCCUGUUUGUUUAUUUACACCAAACCUGAAAAAAAGCAAAAACACAGAAGAAGGAAAUUCUCUAAAAGAACAGGAGAUAUGUUAGCAGACUGCCACACUGUCACAAUGCAAGCUAAAUUGUUUUGGGUUUGUUUUUCAAGCUUGGAGACUUAUUCUGAGUGAAAGGAAUACUAACCACCAACAUGGUUACCAUUCUAUACUUCAACACCAUGCAAAUCCGGCUGGACUGCGGCUCACUGAAACCGACCUCAUCAUCCAACAAGACAAUGAGCCGAAUCGUACAUUUAAGCUCUGCAAAUGUUAUUUAGAGAUCAGUCAUCUGGAGUGUUAUUUUCAUGGAAUUACCUGCCCAGUCACCGCACCUAAAUCCUAUUGAACUGAUCUGAGAAAUCCUCAACUAGUGAAAAAAACAAUUGGCAAGUUUUACAAGAGGCAUCACUGUAUUUCAGCUGAAUGUUUGGAGAAACAACCUGUCCGAAUGCUAAGAGUGUGUAAAUCUGUUUUUCAUGCUAGGGGAGGAUUUUUUCAAUGGAAAUAAAGUAGAACAUCUGGACAUUUAUGUAGUUGUUUAGUUGCAUUAUCGAGGUUGUUGCAUAGAAACAAAAGUAACAUCAAAAAACCAUAAAUAACCUUUUCCACCCUUCAGUGCUUCUAGAAAUCCCUUUAUUGCUCCAAAAUUACCUAAAGGUUAUCGACAUUUGAAAUUAGCCUUUAAAAUAAAGAAAAAACAAAGUCAGAUUAAUUGGCUUUCUCGCGUCAUGUCAUGCAUAUUUUAAACACCUUUCACUCACCAGUUGUGAAGCCUGAAGCUGUAACCAUAGCUUUCAUCUGGAGAUCAAGGCGAAGAAAAGUGACCUUCAUGUCAGUAUUGAAUCAAUGAUUGAAUGAAUGAAUGAAUGAAUGAAUGAAUGAAUGAAUGAAUAAUUUGGAGCAAUGAGCAGUUGCAUGGCCUGUUGUGAGAAACAGCACGGUUAAAUCGACUGAUAUCAGGGGAAAGAGAAGGAUAUCCAAGUUGUAAACAGGACGUGCUGGUUGAGUGCUAGACAUUCUUUCCUGGUAACUGGAAUGUUGCAUUAUUACAUCUGUGGACAUUUAAAAAGUGAUUGUUUUAAGCUUUUUACAAGUAUAUUAACCUUCUACUGCUAGGAGUUCACCUUGAGAUGUAUUCAGUCUCAAAGUCUGUACCGGAUAUACAGCUGGGUAGUAUAACGUCCUGAAAGUUUAGCAUGACCAAGGCAGAGUAUGUUUGCUGACACUACCUACAGCUACUGACUUGCCUA
Molecule: messenger RNA, 8610 nt
Organism: Silurus meridionalis
Lineage: Eukaryota; Metazoa; Chordata; Actinopteri; Siluriformes; Siluridae
Product: serine/arginine repetitive matrix protein 2-like
Exons: 11
Coding region: 307-1407 (366 amino acids)
Source: RefSeq, a predicted model, not a curated record